Messenger RNA from Mobula hypostoma (lesser devil ray), 3730 nucleotides. RefSeq lists its product as uncharacterized. Gene Ontology annotation, molecular function: protein binding. The record is from RefSeq and is a predicted model, not a curated record. Bases 83 to 3730 code for a protein of 1215 amino acids. The transcript is spliced from 31 exons. Lineage: Eukaryota; Metazoa; Chordata; Chondrichthyes; Myliobatiformes; Myliobatidae.
UUCACAGCACCGUUCAAGCAACACACACAAAAAAUGCUGGUGAACGCAGCAGGCCAGGCAGCAUCUAUAGGAAGAGAAAACAAUGGCCAUGAAGUCUUCAAUAUCAGUUGGAGAGAUGGCUUUUGACUGGUGCAGGAUGCCCUCGGAAUGUUACCUGCGGCACUGCCACCUUGCCUUUAUACACGUGUUUGAUGAGCUGCUCUUCAGACAACAGCACGAGCCAACACGUUACCUCAGGUGGGCCCAGGAAGGACUGCUGCUCAGUCAGAAAGUCAGGAAUUGCAAGGAUGAAGCAGUGGAUUUAACUGUAAUUGAGACAAUGGAAGUCUUCUGGACACUCUAUGCUGAGGUGAAGAAGAAGUGUAAUCAGAAUGGGUUUGUUGCUGCCCUCUUGAAGACCUUUGAACAAGCAAAGGAUAAUGUUGACCUGAAGGAGAUCAUCUGCUGUACCAAGCCUUUAUUAAAGCAAAUUCCAAUUAGCAACAUAGCCCCUCAUUGGACAGACCUACAGAGGAACACUGCUCUCACGAUACUACUAGCUCACUUUGCAGAUUAUAUAAAGAAAUUUGCUGAUGAGGGGGAUUCUCUGCUAAAUGAUUUUGAACGAAAUUGUGAAUGCAAUAACCAGAAGAUUACGCAUCUUCAGUGGAAAGGUGAAGACGAGGUGAGCAUCAGUGAAUUCACAGCUGCCAUCCUCACAUACAGCAAAGCUGUGGAAACAAGUCCAUAUAAUCAUCACUUGUAUUGUCGACGGGCCUACUGCUACCUGCAGCUGAGUGAUCACCGAACUGCCAUCUUGGACAGCAUCAGAGCCACGGUCCUGAAGCCAGAUUAUUUCAAGGGCCAUUACUUCUGUGCUAAAGGUCUCUUGUCAGCAGGCUACCCGGACUAUGCUUUGGUAGUGAACAGGAGAGGCAUUGACCUGUGUCUGGUCGGAGGCAGUGACAUCACUGUACUGCAGGAACAACGAAGUGAAAUUCAGGAAGAAAUUAAGAAAAAAGAUAACUGCGAAACAACACAAGAGGAGCACAGUUCAUGUAAAAAAGCAAUGGUUGUCGGUGGCGAUGACAACUCAGUGCCCAGGCCAGGUUCAGAUACAGACAUAGAGUCUUUGGAAGGUGAAGGGUCUGCUGGCAAUGCCAGAAGGGAGAAAUUCCAGGCAGCUUGGGAGAACCCGAUUGAAAAGAACUGCAAGGUUUUCGAUGAGCUCCCUGAAGAAUCUGACACAAGUAUUGAAAGUCAGAAGUCGGCUCCCAAGACUGAAAAGACAAACUCGUGCGAAGAUGUUCGUCCAGAUUCUAAUGAACAAUAUGAAGAAGAAAAUAGUUCCAGGAAAAUAUCAGAACCAAAAAGUGCAGAUAAGAUAGUCUUUGAUCCUUCCAAGUGUCGUCUGUGGCGAGCAGUGCAUUCGGAGCAGGAGCUGAUCACUCACGGUGUGGAGGAUAUCUCGUUCCUGCUCUAUCGCUUGAAGCUGAAGAAAUUUCUCUCUGAAAUUGACCAGGAAGAGGUGGAGAAGCAGAGCACUGGGCCAUUGAAGCUUGAUGCCCUGCUUCGAAUCGUGCUGAAAAAGAACUCCAACCUGGAGAUUCGCAAGUUUACGUCUGUGCUAGUCGCUAUCGAUGGACUGAAGCCGGAACUUUCCAAAUGGGUCCAGAAUCUGGAGGAAAUGGGCAACAGUUGUGCUGACAGUUUCCUGUACCUGUACCUGGAGGUUUUGGCAGAACCACUGAAUGGCAUCCCUUUAAGGGACCUUAUUUAUAGUCUGCAGAACCGAAAUAUUCUGACCGAUGUGGAGAAUGACCUGCUGAUGAAGACCUCCCCCGUACACAGAGGCCAGAGGCUGCUGGAGGUCAUUGUCUACAUGAAGUCGGCUGCUGAGAAGGCUGAGUUUGUUUUCCUUUUGGAAGAAGAGCGCAGAUCCUUCCCGACGCUGAAAAAAUGUCUGGAUGAGUUCCAACAGGAAUUUGAAAAACUGCGUGAUGGUUACAUACCUCGCUUCAAAAGAUACAUGCCGCUUAAGAGACUGCGAAGGCGUGAGGAUCUCCCAGCGGAAGAGCGAAACUCUUACUGUAACUUCUUCCGGCUGAUGUACCUCAUUAUCUUGGAGGGGACACGGAUAGCACAGAAGGUUUUUGCCGAGCGUGUGCCCCCCAGUGACCUGCAGGCAGAAAUUCGGAAGCUGAAGAAAACGGAACUGCACCGGUACUUCAGGGAAUAUCAGGCAACCUUUGCCUCCCACUCUGACUGGGCAUUGCUAUAUCCGCUGAAGACUUCCCGCCUGGAGUUCCAGAAGUACGAUAUCACACUUAUCGUCUUUCUGAUGAUGCACGUCAAGUCCUUCCCCGCGCCGAGAAAAGGCUGGCGGACAGAGCCCCCCACAGAUGACCACUCCAAGCCUGCCAGCCUCCUGCGACUGCUGUACUUGCGGAGGCGGCUAGUGCUGAGGGAUGGUUACCUCGGUGUGCCAGAAGAGGAGUUCCUGGUGAUUUGGAGCGAGGCGAAGCAGUGUCUCUGCCGCCUCGGGAAGGACCCUGAGGAGAUUGAGGACAUCAUGUUCACGCCAGGUUACGUGCUCUGGAAGGAUUAUAAGCUGAUCUCUGAACUCAUGGGGAGGCAGUGCUCGGAGUUGACCGGACAGUACAUGAUGGCAAUGAAAGCUCACCUACAGUCGAAGACCAAGGAACCGAUGAAGAUGGGAGAAUCCAAAUUGGAGCCUCCUCCAGGACGGAAAGAGAAUCCCACAUUGCCAACAGGCACAGCCACUCCUGAUGGGAAGAAAGGGAAAGAGACAGAGGCAGAGAAAGAGACAGAGGCUGGCAGAGAGGGAGAGAUUGCACCAGCUCAGGAUGCCACGGAGGAGGAUAGCUCGCUUUUGUUUCAAGUGACUGCGAAAGGCGAGGGGAGCUCACAGCCAUCUGGGACACAGAGUGCGAACGAUCCCCAGAGAUACAGCCGGAAGAAAAAGAAGAAAAAGACUAAGGGAAAAAAGAAGUCAGCAAUUCCUGUUGAGAACGUUAGUGAGAAGGAUGUGGAGAGCACUGCAGAUGAGGAGAGGGAUGAGGACGUUUCCCAGGCAUCGCAUCAGGAAGUCCAAACGAAGAAUGAGUUUGCAGAACUGGAGGCCACAGCACGACGCUGGCAGCUGCUCUAUGAGGAGAAGAGUUCCCAGUACGAGCAGCUACUGAAACGACAGAGCAAGACGCUGGAGAGCUGUAAGCAACAAACAGCAGAGGUGCAAAGGCUGAAGCAGGAAAUUGAGAAUGAGCGGAAAGUUCAGCAAAAUGACAAGAAAGUUCUUCAGAGCCAGAUCAAGAAUUUACAGGAGGUGCUCCAGAGCAAAGAGGAGCUGCUCAAAAAGUUGGAGAAGCAGAUCCAGGGACAACAACAGGAACUGGAGAACCAGAAGAAACAAGGCCAGCAAGAACAAGAACAAUGGGCACAGGAGAAGUCUCAGCUGGAGAGACAGUCAGCGAAAAGCAAGGAUGAGUUCAUUGAAGCCAUGAGAAGAGCAAUGGCUGCAGAGGUCCAGGUCCUGGAAUGUAGGCGGGACAAAGGAACAGCUUUUCUCGAGCAGGCUGCCAAGGAAGGAGAGGUUAAACUGUCUGGCUUGAGACAAAAUCUCCUGAGUGGGCCUGCAAUGCAGAUCGAUGUCAAAGCCGCCAUAAUGGCAUAUGAAAUGGUGCUUGCUGACAUCAAGUCAAAAAUACAUCAAACAGUGGUGAGUAGUUGA